AUGUCAUCUUCCCAUUCCUCUUCAGGUAAUCUAGAUUCAAGAAAGAGACAAUCCAAAAGGGAUGAUGCUAUUAGAAGAAGAAUUGAACAUGAUUUGAAUAAGAAAAAGAAAAAUGGAACAACUUCAACAAGAAGAAGAAAAGCUACUCCAGGAACUGUAUUAUCUUUGAAACCAAGUGAUCCUAUUAUUUGUAAAACAACCUCCACAGUAUAUGAAGUUUCUCAAUUAAUGACUGCUAAACGAGAAAAUUGUGUAUUGGUAGUUGAUGAAGUGGGUCAAUUAUUGGGUAUUUUCACUGCUAAAGAUUUAGCUUUUAGAAUUGUUGGAUCAGGAUUAAAUGCUAAUCAAGUGACCAUUGAUCAAAUCAUGACAAAGGAUCCAAUCUGUGCUAAUGCCAACAAUGCUGCUGGUGAAGCAUUGACUUUAAUGGUUGAAAAAGGUUUUAGACACCUUCCUGUGUUGGAUGACGAUAAUCAUAUUGUUGGAGUCUUGGAUAUUACCAAAUGUUAUGCUGAACAAAUGUCUAAAUUGGAAAGAAUGCAUAGUUCUAGUAAGAAAUUAUACGAAGCUUUGGAUUCAGUUCAUUCUGAAAUGGGAGUCAGUGAACAACCACAACAUGUUUUCCAAUAUUUUGAAACUUUAAAAAAUAAAAUGAAUGGUCCAACUUUGGAAAAUGUUUUGGAUUUCCAUACCGAACCUAUUUACACAAAUGUUAAAGCAUCUGUUUUUGAAGCAACGAUUUUGAUGAAGGAAAACAGAACUACAGCUGUGUUGGUCAAAGAUACAAACGAUGAAGUUGCUGGUAUUUUCACAUCUAAAGAUGUGGUGUUGAGAGUAAUUGCAGCUGGUUUGGAUCCAAAGAAAUGUUCUAUUGUAAGAGUUAUGACACCACAACCUGAUGUGGCCCAUGUUAGUUUACCUGUUCCAGAGGCAUUGAGAAAAAUGUUUGAUGGUCACUAUUUGAAUUUGCCAGUUGUUGGUGAUGAAGAUGAGAUCAUUGGUAUUGUGGAUGUUUUAAAAUUGACUUAUGUUACAUUGAAUCAACUUAAACAAUUGGAGACUACAGCUGCUUUUACAACAGAAACCGGAACAGAUUCUGUAGAUACCCCUACUGGUGAAGGUCCAGCUUGGAACAAGUUUUGGACGUCACUUGACAACCACACUGAAGGAGAAACUGAAUCGGCUCAUUCUGAUUCCUUAAUGGAUGCCGGUGCAUUCAGCAAUAGUGGUGUUGGUGCUGGUAUUACUGGUAGUGGAGCUCCAGAUAUAACACCAUCUGAAUUCCAUUCCUUUAAUGUUGAUAUUAAACCGUCUGAUUCUGUAUCCCAUGUUGAAUCACUUCCAUUUAAAGCUUCAUCAUUGAAAUAUGCAUCAUCAGCAGCAAUUGAUGAAAUUCCAUUCACGUUCAAGUUCAAAUCUCCAGGAAUUGAAGGAAGGGUACAUAGAAUCACUUUGAAAUCAUCUGAAGGUAUCGUCAGAUUAAAAGAAUUAAUAGAUGCAAAAUUGCAUGAAAAGGAUUAUACGGUUUUGAAUAUUGAAUCUGAUGAGAAAUAUGCCAUUAGUUAUGUUGAUGAUGAAGGUGAUGUUGUUUCCAUUACUAGUGAUGAUGAUUUAUGUGAAUGUAUAAAAAUCAAUUUGAAACUUCAAAAUGACAAAGCUGAUUUGUAUCUUCACAAUCCUCAUGAACAUGCUACCAUUGAAGAUGUUAAAUCAAUCUAUUCUAGAAAAAGUGUUAGAAAGAAUAAUAUUGGUUCUAGUGAUUUGAUCGCUGGUGUUCCAAACGAAAUUCUUAUCCCUAGUGCUUUAGCUGUUUUAGGUGCUUCAAUAAUUAUUGGUUUUACUUUUGCUAGAAAAUAG
This is a messenger RNA of Candida tropicalis MYA-3404, 1857 nucleotides long. RefSeq lists its product as uncharacterized. The transcript has a single exon. Lineage: Eukaryota; Fungi; Ascomycota; Pichiomycetes; Serinales; Debaryomycetaceae. The record is from RefSeq and is a predicted model, not a curated record. Bases 1 to 1857 code for a protein of 618 amino acids. Gene Ontology annotation, molecular function: protein binding.